AAUAUCAUUAUGAAAUUAAUGUUUUUCUCAAAUACUCGUUGGACACAAUUAUUGGCACCCUUUUAUUCAAUACCAAUAUAUAGCAAUAAAUUGUUAAUAUAGCAAUACCCCUACCCCAAAAAAUGCCCACCCAGGAUAUCUGCCAUCCCACCCUUCUAUCAAGAACAAGGGCUGACCCAUAUGCAGAAAACAGCAGAAACUUCAGCAGUGGAUAUCUAAGCGCCUUCUCUCGCUCCGCCCAGUCUUUACUAUAAGAACAGGUUGGUACAGAAGAGAAUUCAGUUGUCCAUAACUCCGCGUCAGACGUGUGUUCUGUCUCCUCUCAACUGAAACAAUGAUGCUCGCGUAUCUGGCGCUGCUGGUUGCGCUUUGCUUACCUGGAUAUCUAGAUGCGCUUCAUGGAUUAUACGCCUUCGACCAGCCAGAGAGCUUUCAGAAAAAGAGCAACUGCAAACCCAUACCUGCAAACCUGCUCUUGUGCCAUGACAUCGAGUACACGGAGAUGCGUCUGCCUAACAUCCUCGGACACGAGACCAUGAAUGAGGUUCUGCAACAGGCUUCAUCCUGGACCCCUCUGGUGCAGAAACAGUGUCAUCCCGACACCAAGAAGUUUCUCUGCUCUCUUUUCGCCCCGGUGUGUCUGGCUGAUCUAGACGAGCCGAUUCAGCCGUGCAGGUCGCUGUGUGAGAGCGUAAAGAGCGGCUGCGCUCCAGUGAUGGCCGCGUUUGGGUUCCCUUGGCCGGACAUGUUGGACUGCAAUCGCUUCCCUCUAGAUAAUGACCUGUGCAUACCUCCUGCUGGUGCAGAUGUUUUAGUGCCAGUCACCAAGGAAGUUCCAAGAGUGUGUGAAGCCUGCAAAGAAAAGCCUGAGGAUGACAAUGAAAUUGUGAACAGCCUGUGCAAAAAUGACUUUGCUUUAAAGAUCAAAGUCAAGGAGAUCUCCUACAUGAAUGGCGACACCAAAAUCAUUCCAGAAGUCAAGAGCAAGACUAUCUACAAGCUGAAUGAUGGCGUUACUGAUCGUGACUUCAGGAAGAUGGUGCUUUGGCUGAAAGAUGGUCUCCAGUGUGUGUGUGAUGAAAUUAAUGACAUCAAUGCUUCUUAUCUGGUGAUGGGCCAAAAGAUGGAUGGAAAUUUGGUCAUCACGUCAUUAAAACGCUGGCAGACGGGUCAGCAGGAAUUUAAGAGAAUUUCUCGUAGUAUUCGCAAGCUUCAGUGCUAGGAUUGUCCACUGAUCAGAGCACUCAAAUGGUCUUGAAAAUGAAGAUCUGUAACAGUCACACCAUACCUAAAUGCAAAGGUUAAUUUAAAUCCCUAAUAUUUGCUUUUCCUGGCCAGUCAGGGCUCAUGAUUGGUGGAGCUGUUACUUGUAACUGCCAAAAAGCACCUAACCUAGAUUCAACACAGUUAAAACUUUUCAACACAGUUAAAACUUUUUCAACUUUUUAUAAGUUUUAUCAGUUAACUCCACCUGUCAUUUGUACUCUUCACAAAACCCAUUCCUCUCUUUUUAACGUUUUUGACUAUAGAGCCUAAAAACUGACACAGAACAAGUUUCAGACAUAAAAUCUUCUAGCGUUAAAUUAAUGUACAGUAUGUGGACAAUGCUUCUAGUCACUUAACAAAUUAUUUCAUUAUUUCCAGUGAAAACAAGUUCAAAAAGGAUCUCACCCAAAAAUGAGAAUUCUUUUGUCAUUUGCUCACCCUCAUGCCAUUACAAAUGCACAAAAAUUCUUUCAAACACAAAUGAAGACAUUUGUUUAUGAAACAUGAGAAAUUUCUGUCCCUCUAUUGAAAGUCCAUGUCACCAAAACUUUGAUGCUUAAAAAAGUUCAUAAAGUCAUUGUAAAAGUAAUUUAAAUUAAUUGAACAGUUCCAAAGUUUCAAGAGACCCAGUUACUUUAUACGAUGAAUAGAUUUAAUUUAAGCAUUUAUUCACAUAAACAUUCAUCAAUCCAUAUGCAUAGAGCACAUAAGCUAUGGUAAACAAAAGCUUAAAUAGUCCUGCUGGAUUCACAGCAACCAAUAAUGUGUGUCACACAAGCAUGUUUGAGCUUCUGCAAGACCCAAUGACAUUUGUUUUUGUACAUCAAGCAAGUACAAUUGAGCUUCUGUGUUUACAAUGUCUUAUUAACAUUUUGAAGCAGCAAAGAUUUGUUUGAUUUGACUUUAAAUGGAAUAGAUCACUAAGGUUUCAUUAAACAUCUUAAUUUGUGUUUUAAAGGAGAAGAGAAGUCAGAUUUGGAAAGACAUGAAUUUAACAUUUAGGCUGAACCAUCCCUUUAAUACUGUAUUAUACAAUGUCAUUGUAGAGUAUUCUGUGCUUUGUUUCAGGAGUUUGAAAAGUGUCCUUUUCUGUUUCUGAAUGACAAUACCACUGUUCACAAAGCAAAGUUCAAUUGAUUUACUCAGUCUAAUGUGGAAAAAAUUGACCGGCCUGCACAAAACCCAGACAUGAACUCUACUGAAUAUCAUUAUAUGACUUCUGUUGCAACAAACAAGUUAAAUAUCACAAUUUCCUAGAAUGCCAUUGUAUGCCAGUGCAUUAAUUGUCUUAAUUGUCACAGAAAUUACUGGAAAAGUCAGACCCAUUAAUAAGAAAGGGGGACCAUAUAUUUAGGAAAUAUUAGCAUGUGAGAAGUUGAAAUGCUAGGUAUGAAAAUUUCAAGAAAGUAAGAUGAAAUCUAUGCCAUUUCAUAUACAGUUCCUCUAUAAAAUAUGGUUAGGAAACAUGUUUUCUUGCAAUGCAUGGUCUAUGUGGAUUUGAAUCUGCCACAGUACAUAAGUGAGAGUGCUUGUGUGAGUAGUUUUAUCAGCACUAUGAGAUAGCUGGCUCUAUUCUCAAUGUUUAAAAAUAUUCUGUGUGACAGUAGUCUCUGAAGUAUGAUCAUGUAUGUUUAUGUGAAUAUUUUCAUUUAUCACCAGACAAUGAUGAGUAGGCCAACAAAUGUGUGGUUUCUUUAGCCCAGUGUUUUUUUGUCUUCUUUCUACUUGAGCCUAAAUACUGCACUGUUCCUGUAUAAUAUUCUUUAAAUUACAAUCAGCAGUUUUAUAUAGUAUUGGUUUGUUUUCUUUCUCUGUCAGUUCUAUUAAUGCUUUACUGUAUGGGUUUGUGUAUUGUUUUGUUUUUCUCGCAAAGUUGUUUGCUGUUUUCUUUUGUUUUGGCAUAUGAACACCCAGUAUUAGAGUAAAGUCACAUGCUGGUAAAACCAAAGAGACAUGCUUCUCUAUGUGCUGCAGUUAGAGCAAUGUUGACUCAGUUUUAUUGUGCAGUUGGUUAGUGAAAAACAUCUCAUUAUUAAGAUAAUAAUCCAAACUUUUGAUAUACUCUGUAAAUAUUCCUAUUUUUAAGCUUGUACAGUUUCAAAACUUGUUCCAUUUCAUUUGUUCAUCACAGUAGCAAAAUGUGCUAAAUGCAUUUAUUUACACCCACCACCACGUAAUGUAAUUUGAUCAUUGAUGAUUUGUAUAUUUUUUCUUC
Molecule: messenger RNA, 3481 nt
Organism: Carassius auratus (goldfish)
Lineage: Eukaryota; Metazoa; Chordata; Actinopteri; Cypriniformes; Cyprinidae
Product: secreted frizzled-related protein 2-like
Exons: 3
Coding region: 335-1222 (295 amino acids)
Biological process (GO): non-canonical Wnt signaling pathway; canonical Wnt signaling pathway
Molecular function (GO): Wnt-protein binding
Source: RefSeq, a predicted model, not a curated record